CCAAUCGACGAGUAGUCCCCCGCGCGUGGAAUUAUCAUCUUUCAAGCGUGAAAUGCGGUUUCUCUUCCUUUCUCUUGCGUCGCUCCUGGUCUUACCACUCGUGGACGUUGAUUUCCGUCCCUCUUGAACUGAUUGUCGCGACCCCUCCCAGCCUCAGCCCUACCGACAAUUCCCUGCAACUCGGAGCAAGCGCUGCGCAAUUCACCACCUCAUUUGAAUUUAGCAGUCUGGCAUCAACAAAACUUCAGCUCGAACUCACUCGGACAGGGACCGCAAGCUCAGGCUAUCAUCCAGGAAUCCUUUCAGACUCGUCAUUCAAUAACUCUGCUGCUUCUCCAGGAUUGGGAUUGGUCAAACAUAACCCCACCAACUUCAGCUACAUCACCUGCUGAAGAUUAUUAGUCCGCCUUUCACUGUUGUCUUGUAAGGCUCUCCCAUUCGCCAUCGGAGACUGUCGCUGCUGCAACACUGUCCCGUAGUCACUCAGCAAUUAUGCCGGUACAAUUUGCUGCGAAGAGGUUGGGGAAGGAAUUGAAUAAGAUCCAAAAUGGCCUCCCACCUGGUAUUGAGCUCGUCUCCGCGGACAACUUGGAAGAGUGGCUUCUGGAUAUACGAGUCCUCGACAACAACCCGCUUUACCUUAACGAUACAUAUCGACUAAAGUUCCGAUUCGGCCAGUCAUACCCCAUCGAGCCUCCCGAAGUGGUAUUCGUCAAGCAAGCCGACCGGCCGAUUCCGAUCCACCCGCACAUCUAUUCCAACGGAAUCAUCUGUCUCGACCUACUUGGUCAACAGGGUUGGAGCCCCGUGCAAAGCGUGGAAAGUGUGUGCAUGAGCCUACAAAGCAUGUUGACCGGGAACACCAAGAACGAACGACCUCCCGGCGAUGAGGAAUUUGUUCGCGCCAACAAGCAGCGUCCCAAGGAUAUCGAGUUCUACUACCACGACAACACCGUCUAGAGGAAGAACGGGGGUCGGCGACAGAACAUCUUGCGAAAAUGGCGCUGGGAAUUGGGACGGCGUUGCUUUUUCGGUACACAGCGCUUCCAGCGUCCAAUCUGGAUGGUCUAGUCAUCCACACCGGAUGGGGUGUAGUUCGUAUUGUUUGCAUUAUGAGGAGUUCACAUACUUGCAAGUUGGCUCGGAUUUAAUACUGGCGCAUAAAGGGUUAUGGGAAGGUGAGUUGAAGUUGAUGAGCAUUUGGAAUUGCUCGACUCGGCACUGGAACAGCGAGCCUGUUUGAUAUGCAGUUUUUCGCAAGAUUGGUGAUUAGUUAUACUCAGCACCGGGACCUUAAAUUUCACCAAAUACUCAGCAUAGCUACUCGGCAGCGAAAGACAUUGAUUGAUUUUCUAUGC
This is a messenger RNA of Neurospora crassa OR74A, 1358 nucleotides long. RefSeq names its product ubiquitin conjugating enzyme. NCBI's taxonomy places the organism in Eukaryota, Fungi, Ascomycota, Sordariomycetes, Sordariales, Sordariaceae. The record is from RefSeq and is a predicted model, not a curated record. The transcript is spliced from 3 exons. Gene Ontology annotation, biological process: protein polyubiquitination; proteasome-mediated ubiquitin-dependent protein catabolic process. Bases 493 to 960 code for a protein of 155 amino acids. Gene Ontology annotation, molecular function: ubiquitin conjugating enzyme activity. Gene Ontology annotation, cellular component: nucleus.